CAAACGUGCGACGGGCGCUCGGGACAUUAGACGAUCGAGGAGAGAACAAUCGCGUGGGUAGAGGCGGUACCGGGCGAGUGCAGUGUGCAGUGCGUGCGGGUCGUGUCGCGGAAAGCUCGGCCGAGAAGCCUCCGAGAGCGCGGCAUCGCGAGCCCGCCUCGCGCUCGACGCGUCAGUGCCGGCCCGGCCGCGCCGAACGCACAACGUAUACACAGCUCGAUAGCCCGACAGCUCGACACCUCGACACCUCGACUCCUGCCACGGACAGUGUAGCGCGCACCGCAACCACAAUUGCCGUUUGCCGCCACCAUCAGCGCGGACUUGUUUCAUUACUGAACACAGAGGCAGAGGCAGAGGGAGGCGAUGGAGGCGAGGCGCGCGGCGGCGCUGCUGGCGCUGGCCGCCUGCGUCGCGUGCUCACAGGCAGCACCGACGGCUAGCAAUCAGACAGCACUAGAUUUAUAUGAAGGAGCACCGGAAGGCUGUUACUAUAACUUUCAGCACUACGGAGAGGGCGACCGAAUAAUGACGAACGAACCUUGUCUCAACUGCACGUGCCACAACCGAAUGUUAAUGUGUUACUUGAGGGUUUGUCCCUUCACGAAGCCUAUUGGACAGGAUUGUACUGUGGAGAAACGGGCCGACCAGUGCUGUCCCAUCGUCACUUGCCCUGACGUACCAGUUGACUUGCUGACGUCUACCUCUACAUCUUCGCCAGCGGAGUACGGAGCUACUGGAGUGGGCCAUCAAGACAAAUAUGGUUGUAGCAUUAAUGGCAGAUAUUUCUCUGAAGGGUCUAAAGUGCCAUCAACACCUAACAAGCCUUGUGAACAUUGUUAUUGCAUUCGAAACAUGACCACGUGUGUGAUGCAAGAGUGUACCUUACACGUUGAUGGAUGUGUUCCUAUUUAUCACAAAGACGUUUGCUGCCCUGUCAGAUACUCAUGUGAUCACCCAGAAGAUGACAUUAAACUUUUGGAUGAUAUGACCACAACUGUACGACCAACUCCUGGAUUUUUACUAACCACAACAACGUUGUCUCCGGUAACGCAAGUAUCACAGGAUUGUGUGCAUGAUGAUCAAAUAUUCGCUGAUGGUGCAUUAAUUAAAACUGAAAAAGCCUGCGAGCAUUGUUAUUGCAUGAAAGGUGAUAUAGUGUGCGUUGUACAAGAAUGUGGAACUCCGAUGGAAAAUGAAGGCAAAAAUUGUACUUCACUUCCACCGCGUCAAGGACAAUGUUGUCCAGAUACCUAUAUUUGUGAAGGCGAUGAGUUGCCCACUGAACAAACGCUAGAACCCACAACUGAAGAAAUUCUAAGGUCAACAUCUAUAACACCUCCCAGAAAAGGUGUCGAAGGCAGUGGUUAUAGAAACGAGCCCGAUGAACCUUAUACCGAUUUACCAAUAUUUGAUACUGUUGAAGUAGAAGGCAGUGGUGAAGAUCAAUCUACACAAUCUAUCGAUCAAUCUGAAUCAGUAACUCCGGAAAAACCAACACCAGACUUUGCUGAUGAAAUGUUAUUAACAACUGCCAAGCAAUUCGAGUCCAAACCCACAAGUGCAACUGAAAUAGAUAUUGAUACUAUGGUUACAAAAUCUGAUACAUCGAAUGAUGAAACAACACCUUCACAUGACACUGAGGAUGACUUAGUCACAGAGUCUACAAAAUUAGAUGAUCAAGAAGAAAGUAAAACGGUCUCUCAAAAUGAGGUUACAGAAACAACACAUAUUGAAUCUCAUGAGACCGAAGUUACCGUAAAACCAUUAUUAACGACAUUGAGUGAUUUCAUUUCUUCUACUUUCGGUGAAGGUCUCAUUCCUGUAGAAGAUAAAUCCGAUAAGACUACAGAAUCUUCAUUUAGAAAAGAAGACGAUACUUCAGCUGUACCUGAAAUAACAACUCAAAAGUCUUAUGAUGCAUUGAUAACUGAGAGCGAAUACUAUGAACAGAAAGAAACUAAAGAAGAUGUUAUACCUACAACAGCUGCAUCUUUAGUUCCUGGCGAAGUAGAUGAUAAGAAAGAACAAUCAUUAGUAACAACAACAGAAAUUGUCAUGACGGCUGAUACCGAUAAAGAUACAACUGAGAAAGUAGAUUCGUAUAGUUCAUCAACUACGAUAAGAAUAGAAACAACUAGUCUUAACCCAACGGAAAAUGAAGUUGACGAAGAAAUAAUGCCUAUAGUUUCUCCCGGAAGAAUUCCUGGGGAAGGAGACUGUCUUCUGAACGGCAUUACAUAUCAAAACACUACAGAAGUACCUAGUACGAAUAAAUGUCAUACCGGUUGUAGAUGUGUUAGUAGUAUUAUCAAAUGUGAUCCCAUCAUUUGCAGUGCACCGCCGGAAUAUGCAAACAUGAAUAAUUGUAAACCUAUAUAUGACUCAGCAGAAUCCUGUUGUCCCACUUAUAUCUGUGAUCACACGAAGGAAGAUACAUUACCAGAAUCCCACAGUCAAAUGUCUGGUACAGAAAGUCCAAAACCGACUAAAAACGAUGAAUGUAUUGGAGACAAAUGUUUAACCGAUGAAGAUAAACACACUUUAAGCCCAAUUCCAUCUGAACCAUGUACCACUGAAAAUUGUGAUUUACCUGAAAAACAACCUGUGCUACCAGAAUGUGGUAAGGAUGGGUGUAUCGAUACAGUUCCUGUGGUCCCCGAAUCUCCUGCAAAAUGCGACAAAGAAACAGGUUGUCAAGUAACUGCUGUCACACCUUGCGAAGGUGACAAUUGCAAAGAUUUCAUAACUCCAGAACCCGAUACUCACAUCUUGUCGCCAGAUAACCAAGCCGAUGCUAUUGAAAAAGAAUGCAAUAAUGACUCUUGCAGGCGUAAAGAACAUCCUCAGGAUGCUAUAAUAUUCCCCUCUUCAUGCGUAGGUCCACAAUGUGAAACUAACGCUCAAACUGAUUUCAUAACAUCAGAUAUAACAAGUGAAAUACCGAUUGUCUCUGAAGAGGUUACCAAAAUAAGCCAUGUACCGAUCACCAUUUCUGCCGAAUCACAAACAACAAGAACUGAAGAGAAAUUUACUACUUUAGUAGAGGAAUCAACUUCUAAGUAUGACAGUACAAGUAGCAAGAUUGACGUUGAAAAACAAGAACUUACAACCGAGUCUGUUCAAUUUAUUGACGAAGUAUCUAGCACGGGUAUUACUAGAGAACCGGAGACUAUUACAACCGAACACCCUAAAGUUGAAGAAAUUCCCGAUAAUUCGUUUAACGGUGAAUUACAUGGCACAACCAUAGCUGAAACAGACAAAGAACAUUUGACCACUUCCCACGAUUUUGAAGCGCCGCAACCUACAAUAUCAGAUGAAAAAACUGAAUUACAACAAACUGUUCAAGACCUAGGAAAAGAUUUUACUACCUUGCCUCAAACCUCUAGAGUAGAGGAAACUCAAGGAAUUACUAAAUCUGAAGAAGAUAGACGAACAACAAUGUCUCAGGAAACUGCUGGCCCUAGUGACAAGUCAGAAACGACAGCUGACCAAGAUAAGGCAACAGGAAUUGAAGUACACUAUGAAACAACACCUGUAUAUAUUGGAGAUUCGGCCACAGUAGAGACUUAUACCACUGAAUCAGUGGUCAAUAAAGAAAAAAUAGAUAAACAAGAUACAGAAAAACUAUCAACAGCACAAGAUAGCGAUUACAUAACUGAAAUUUCGAAGGUUAGCAAGGAUGAAGAUGUUACAACUCCAGAGUCAGUUAGGGAAUAUUCCACAAGUUCACCGCAAUCUCAAAGCAUUGAAGAAAAAACGACAGAAACUUCUAUAGAAACAGAAACAGAAAAAGUAACAACUAAUUUGCUGGACGAAUCGCCAAAUAUCAUAGCUAAAGACGAAAGUACUACAUCGGUUUCCGAUAUUUCAGUAGUUACAACUGGCCAACAAUCUGUAACCGAAAGGGCUGAAGAAGCAGAAAAAGAUGAACAACCAACUGAACAAAGUAUUGAAAACACUAAAGAAGAUGAAAGUACACAGGUUUAUAAUAAAACGCCAGCGGACCAAUAUGACAUAAGCAGUGUUACUCCGGACUCAGAUAAAUAUAAAAAAGAUCAACCAAAAUCACCUGAGAUAGUAUAUACUACGGAAAAUCCUAUUUUGGAUGUCAAAGAAACAAUCAAGGAAGAGUCAUCAACUGACCAACCAGUUACUGACAAUGUGGUUAUCGAUGAAAUAACUCAUCCAUCCGGACAAGAUCAAAUGGAAUCCUUGAAUGGAAUGGCGACAGAAGGCCCUGAUGUACAUGAACAAGAUAGUUUACAAACUAUGGCACAGGACGCAGAUUUACACACGACUGUGCCAGCAGAAGCAGCCGUCACCAGUAGUGACGAAAAACAUUUGGAAACAGUAACCACUGAAAAAUCGUUUGAACAAGAAAUCAAAACAGAGACACCAAAGCAGUAUGAAACCGAAACUAUUAAAGUAGUAACUGAAUCCGUUACAGCAGAACCAGAAAGAGGAGAUGGAAUAUCAGAAGAUGAAAAACUUGAUGAUGAUAAGGAACAGAUGUUCACUACAAAUGUAGUAAGUGAAUUCACAACAGUAAGAGUAGACACUCCGGAACAAACUGUACAAGAAGAUGUUGAGGAUCACAAAGAAGGAAUAACUAAUGAGGUAACUCCAACACUGGACCACAUUUCUAGCACCGAGACCAUUAAAGAUACUACAGAGGUUAAUACCGAAAGUAAUUCGGUUACUUUAGCAGAAACACAUAAUGCACAAUCUGAUUCUACAGACACAUUAUCUUUUGUCACUGAAGAGUCGACUCCAGAACGGCAGGUUGAGUUGACAACGACUAGUCUUUACCCAAGUGAAAAGGAAACAACCGAAGAUGCUGAAGGUUCAGGUGACAUAACUAAGCAACAAGACGACCUAGACGAGCAACAGACAUCUAAACCAACAAAAAUACCAGAGGAUGUCCUAACUGAAAAACAAGACGUACCUUUGUCGAUUACAACAGCACUACCCGAUAUAUCUGAUAAUAUUCUACAUACUACCUUACUAGAAGAGCACAUUGCUACGCAGUCACCUUCAUCACAAGUUACAGAAAAUAUUGAACAGGAUUCUUUACCUACGAGACGUGUCGCAGAUCACAAUACAGAAGUAACAGUUUCUAUAGGAGAAGAAAGUACAACUAAAUCAUCUCUAUUAACUGAAACAAUCACCGAUAAGUCUGUUUUAACAACAAAAGCUAACGAAAUACCCGAGAUAGAAGAAGAAAAGGUCACAAUUCCAACGCAUACUACUGAUUUCUACAAAGAAAGUCAAACUACCAAAAUAGAUCUGAUUUCAGAAGAAGACUUUAAAGAAAAGACAACCAUGCUACCUGAAGCAGUUACAUCAGAUCAACAUAUUACCAACGCGGUAACUCAGAAAGACCCCGAAAUAACAAUUAUGGAAGAAACAAAACCAACAGAAACCCCAGAAAAAUUAACAUCAAAGGCUAUUGUUACUGAACUAGAAGCAGUUACUGAAAAACUUUCAACGUCAGACCUGAUAAAGAGUACCGAAGAACCGGAAAAAACUACAUCUGAGCAAGAUUACACAGAACCUAUAAUUGAAAAUGUAACUACUGUAGAAGAUAAAUAUGAAUCUACAGUAACACCUGAUGCAGAAUUACCGAGUAAAUUAGAGACAGAAAAUCCCGAAUUAACGCAAACUGUUCAAGAUAUUUCUAGAACAACGGCAGUCCCAGAUUUACAAGUUACAGAAUCACACAUAGAUUUAGAAAAAACAACAAUUAAAACAAUCGAAACAAAUAUUGAUUUAGAUGAAAAUACCGUAAAUAUUGAAGAUUUAUAUAUUACUAAAGUAACUGAAUCCCCCGCCAAAGUUACUGAAACAUAUGACGUUCAAAAACAAACACUCUCGCCUGAAACAUUUGCAACUACACAGCAGGAACCUUUGCUACAUGAAACGACUGUACCUGAAAUACAAUAUGAGGAAAAAACUACAGAGAGUGCGGAGAAAAUUGGGUACCCAGAACAAAUUCCAACGGAGUCUUCAGAAUAUCCAUCUAAACCAUCGGACAUCUCUACUGUUGAGGACGGUGGAAUAUUAAGUGACAAAACACAAGAAGAGGUGACUUUACCUGAAGUGAUUACGGAAUCUGUUAUAAUAACUACUGAAUCACCAAAAAUAGAAGAAAACGUAAGAGAUACUGAAACUACAGAUGAGAAAACAACUGAACAACCUUUGGUUCACAUAGAUGAUGCUGAAAAAGAAAUUGAUUUAGCAACCGAUAAGCCAUUAAUGCAGGACCAUGUUUCCGAGAAACUACCUGAAUCUAAUGCCUUCGAAGAAAAAGCAACCGAAGAGCCUUUAAUGGAGGAACACGUUACCGAAAAACUACCUGAAUCUAAUGUCUUCGAAGAAAAAGCAACCGAUAAGCCUUUAAUGCAGGACCAUGUUACCGAGAAACUACCUGAAUCUAAUGUUUUCGAAGAAAAAACAACUGAAAAGCCCUCCGUAAAUGCAGACGACCUCGAAAAAGAUGUAGAUUUUGUAACUGAUACGCCUAUGAUACUGGAACAUGUUACAGAAAAAGAAACAGGAUCUCAUAUCUUCAAUGAAAAAAUACCUGAAGAGCCUAUAAAAAUAGAAGAAGCUGAAAAAGAAUUAGAUUAUACAACCGACUUGCCUAUGAUACUCGAACAUGCUACUCAGUCACUCCCAGAAUCUCAUGUCUUAGGUGAUUCAGGAAAAACACCUCCUGCUGAACAAGCUGUUACAGAAAUACCAGAAUUUGUCACAGGCAGUACUAAAGAAAGUGAUGAAGUUGGUGACAUUCAAGAAUAUUUAACAACUGAAAAGCCUGAAAAGUCUACUUUAGCGAGUGCAACAGUUAUUUCUGAACACAAAGAUACGACAACAACUGUUUCAUCGGAAGUUUUCAUCCCUAUAGAAACUUCUUCGUAUCUACCAGAUAAAGGCAUAGAAACUGAAGAAGGUACCACAGUUAGCGACGAAAAGUCCCCUGGAACUGAAUCUAAGCCAGUUGAAAGUACUAUUUUAACUGAAUUACCAGAACUAUUAACGACUUCAAAAUCCGACGAAGAUUUGGGUAAAGUGGAUCUCACAGAAGCUACAGAAUCAUCAAUUUCUGAGGUUGAUAGUAAGACGUCGGGUACUACACCUAUUGUAGACUCUGUACCAACUUACAUUUUACAGGAAACAGAUAUUGAAAAACCGACUACCGAUGAGCCUCUUUUAAUCUCAACAACUUCUAAUGAAAACGAAAAAUUAGAAGGUACAACUCAAAAGAUAAUACAUGAGAAAGUUACAGAGAUAAUAGAACCAAGCACCGUUGAAGAAUCACAAGAAACCACAUCAGAACGAGAACUAGAUACUGUUAAGAUAAAUGCAAAUGGAGAAGAUAAGACCAUCGCCUAUAUACCAGAACAAUAUACAGAAAUGCCCGAGCAAAUAUUUACAGAAGUUCACAAAUCUCCGAGUGAAUCAUCUGAGAGUGAUAUAACUGUAACGGAAAUAUCACAAGGCGUCACCCAUUCUCCCGAUAAAUACACAACAAAUAUUGAAGAAGAACAAACCUUUACUCAUGAAAAACAUGAACAUUUCACAACAAUCGCGGAAAGCUUGAUUACUCAAGAAGUCGAGACAGGAACAGUUUUACCUACUACUUUGAGUUCAGAAAAAACAACGCAAGAAAUUGAAAUUAGUGAAGCUCAAUCAGGUUCUACCAUAGCACCUGAAUUACACAAAUAUACUACUGGAUCGAAUGAUAAUGCUACUCCUACAUUGAUCGAACAGACUGUAAGUAAGGAGACUGUGCAAACAGAACCAGUAACGGUUAUGACGCCACGUGACGAAUAUACACAAGACCAUGAAGUAAUUAGUGACACAAAAGAAACAAAACCAGAUUAUUACACUACAGAGAAAAUUGAGAUAAGCACGCAGGGCGACAUUGAAGCAUCUACAUCAGUUGCUACGGAAUCUAGCUUAUUGGAAUCUAAACCAACCAGUGAAAGCUCACCUCAACCACAACAUACAGAAGAAACAUCUGAGCAAAUAGUUGAACAUUCAGAAUCUACUCCAUACUUCGUUGAAUUAGAAGAACAUACGCAUAAAGGAAUAGAAGAGACAACACCUGAAGUUUAUCACGAAGAUACAGCUUCAACCACAUUACCUGAAAUUCUUUAUCCUGGUAAACUUCAUGACGAAAUAACAACAGUAAAACAAGAAGCAGAAGAAGCAACGGAAAUAACUACUGAAGGACACAAUGUUGAUGAAUCAUUAAAAAUAACCACCGAAAAGCAAGAAAUUGACGAAUCAACGAUAAAGGAAGCUGUUGAAACUGCAACAUCUGGUUCUUCUCAUCCAACUCAUGAUGACAAAAUAACAACAUUAUCGCCGUUACCUACUGAAAUUGAAACCGACGUUUCCAAACUGAGCACCGUUUCAUAUGAUAAGGAUGCAUCAACAUUCAUUCCAGUAGUAACCACAACAACUUACGAAGAAGCAGAAACACCUAAACAAGAAGAGCCUGCAUCAGUCAUAGAGAAGGAAAAGGAGAGCGCCCCCGUUAAACCAACUGAUGCGAUACCGUCCUUACAGGAGACAACGGCGCCUGAGGAAGAAUUUAUUCCUGCUGUAACACAAGGUACAACUAGUAAAACGACAGAAGAUAUAACGACCCUUUCACCCACUCAUAGUCACAAAUUUACUCAACCGGAAGAAAAGCCAAUUGAAUCCUUACCGUCAACAUCUCCUCCAGAAUUGCAGAAACCUGGUUUUAACGAAAUGUUACCAACAGAUGAAAUACCUCCAACAGAUGAAGACAGUCAUUUCCCACCUACCGGUAGCAGUGGGUAUGGCCAAGAACCAGAUUAUGGAGAAGAAGAUCAAGCAUUUGGACCUGGUACCUGCCGAUAUGGGGGCAAAGUAUACGUAUCUGCUCAACAAAUACCUAGAGAUGAUCCUUGUGAUUUCUGUUUCUGCUUUAGAAGCGAUAUUAUUUGCUUGCAACAAAGCUGUCCUCCACCUAUUCACGGUUGCCAUGAAGAACCUAUUCAAGGAUUCUGUUGCCCACGCUACGAGUGUCCAGUUUCAAUGGCAACUACUCUUAACAUCACCACGACAACGACAACAACAACGACAACAUUACCGCCUCACUUCCUGCCCCACGCUUACAAAGGUGCUGCGCAAAGACGGGGAUGUCAAAUAAAGGGACAUACAUAUAAAGUAGGAGAGGUGGUACGCGCAUCAUCGGGACCAUGUUUACAUUGCACAUGCGGCGGAGACGGUCAGAUGAAAUGCGAUCCGAAGGCGUGCACCCCGGAGCCGAUGCUGCGGCAGAUGAUAGCGGCGGCCGUGUCGGCCAAGCGCCGGAGGUGAAAUGCCCCCGCCCCUUCUUCAAUGAUCAUCACAUCACAGGCUCAACAGCCUAUGUGAUCAUUUACGUCUGUUCUCCUAUGCACAAGAAUAAUGCUCAAAUUUCGCGACGGAGUAGAUUAAGAUUUCGUGUCAUAUGUAGUAAUUGAUUUAAUUAUUAUUUAAUUUACUUUUCAUAAAGCGUCGUGGCACGUUCGACUCGAUAUUGAUGAAUUACGAAUCAACCGUGACUGUGAUUACUAUUCAUUAAAAUAUUUUGGUAAUUCUUACCACUUAUUUUUACAUUUUUCUGAUUAACAAAACAAUUAUAAUAAUUAAUCGAGACUAUUGAAAAAGUCAGUGCCAAACGGUAGUGCUAGAUUGUAAACACCUUUAUGAUAAAUAGAUUCUAAAUUUAAUGAAUUUAACAUUUAUAAAAGUAAAUAUAGUGACCGAUAGAUUAAAAGGAUGCUGUUUUAGCAAUAGGUAUCUAAAAGGAAUAUCAAACUGUAUCGGUCACUGCAGAUCGCCGAAAUCUUGACCAUUUACAAACUUAAAUUGUUUACCGAUAUAAGUUUAGUCAAUUCUUUGUGUCGACACGAUGUUACUACUGCAACAGGUCUAGUAUCGUGUAAAUGCAAAGUUCUAUAAGAAUCCCUGAUAUUGUAAAUGCCUUACUUAAUUUGUAAUAAUUUAUGUAUUUUAGGUGUAUAGUACUUAAGCCAUGUUUUGAGACCAGUGACUAUUUUUAUUUAGAAAUAAAACGGAGGCCCUCUAAGAUGUACCCAGAAAAGUAUCAGUCGACGCGCGCCCCCUGGCGGCCUUGGCCGGUGCUUUUCCUAAAUCGCGUUUUACAGAAAGCGACACAUUAUUUUCUUGUUUUCUGUAACUCGUUGAAGAGUAACAAAUUUUACUAGCACUCAUUUAGUAAAAGUGGCCAUCAUUUUUAAUCGUUUUGUAAAAAAAUACGCGUCUAAAACGAUAAAAAAGUAAAUUGUAGUAUAUUUUAUAACUUUUGAUAAUAAAGUGCUGGUAGAUUUUAUAAAAUAUAAAAUCAAACAGAUCGAGGUGGGUACGGAAGUCGCAGGCUGUUGUAAUCGUUAUAAUAGUAGAUGUAAGCGAACGGUUGCAUUAAUUCGUACCGAUCUCUUUCUGUCUUCGCAGGUUGUAGUUAUAUUUUGUCUUAUUUAUUUAAAUUUAUAGCAAUAGCGUUAAUUAUUAUUGGUACUUUCAUACUGGUAAUGAUUUCUACUAUUCGAAAAAGUUGACCGCAGUGUAUAGAGUUCAACAUUUACCUAAUUCUUAUUUUAUUAUUUCCUCGUGUCUUGCAUGCACCGGAUGCACAGGACACGCGUAGCUAAGGUCUAGCAAACUGUACAACUACGAAAGUAAAUUUAAAUAAAAUCCUUACAACACAA
Molecule: messenger RNA, 10751 nt
Organism: Papilio polytes (common Mormon)
Lineage: Eukaryota; Metazoa; Arthropoda; Insecta; Lepidoptera; Papilionidae
Product: mucin-17
Exons: 7
Coding region: 364-9357 (2997 amino acids)
Molecular function (GO): protein binding
Source: RefSeq, a predicted model, not a curated record